AGUUGCCCAUCCCUAGGUUAAAACGUAUUACGAAUAAAUUACACAAAAAUCAGACUGAGGUCAGUAAAAGGGCGUUAAAUCCCGAUGGGUUGCAGCCCCAAUCUCAUCUACUGUAAUUAGAUGAUCCAAUUUUCAUCAACCAUCAUCGACGUUAUGUGGCCAUUUUAUUUUACAAAAAGCAAUUCCAUUCAACAGGGUGCCUGAAAUGCAGAAAUCUAAAAACUUCAAAAAUGACUAACGACGUUGACGAAAUGUAAUCAAUAUAUCGAAUGAAUUGCUUUUGAAAUAAGGCGAUGCGGACAUGGUAUUUCUGAAAGACUUCAUAUCGAAUCAGUCCCAGUAAACAGACAUAAGCUAAUUUUUUUCAUGAUGUUUUUGAUUGACGAGCAUAGAGAACUAUUAAUUUAAGAGUAACUUCAUUGUUAAUUUGUGUCUAACUGUCUGGCAUAAUGCCAUCCACAAAAUGAAUGAAACCCUUUUGUGGUUAAAAAUAACUUGCAUUCAUAAUUAAUUCAGACAAUAUGUAUAAUUCGCCAACUCCUUCGCAGGGAAAGAGACGUAUGCUUCAAAAUGGCUAAUCAAUAUGCAUUAUGACUUGAGAAUGAGACCAAAUCAAUCAUUUCAACUCUGAUUUAGUUAUUGCCACGCACAGACUGACAGCGUGCCCCCCUUAUUAACAACGAACGUUUUACACAGCUUGCACAAUGCACGGCAAAGCGCUUGCAUGUCAUGGUCACAUGGACGCCUCACAAUGUUGCAUGACCCUUUGUGUCUGUUUCGCGUGUCGGAACGGCCGAUUGACUUUUGUGGUGACUUUGGGUUCUUUUUCUGGGUGUGGGGGGGUGUCUGUCCUUUUCUUUGUGCCCUCCUGGGUGGGAAACGCUUCCUGGCUGACUCUCCACUCUGUCUGCACUCCUUUCGGUGACACCCCUCCCCCCCUUUCGUCCUCCGCGUCCUGUGUAUCUCUCUCGGCAUCAGGUCCCGUCACUCGCUCCCAGCCCGUGGCAGCGGAGCAACUCGCGGCUCACAGGGCUGCGCAGGGGCGUGAGCUGCACGUGGUGAUGAACACCAACGACCCCGACUACGAGCACAUCUACUCCGUCGAGAACUACGACGACCCCUUAGAUGAGCUGCUGUAUUUCCCUCCUGCUGUCAAUCUCACUGAUGAUGAGUCUGACCAACUGAAAACGGUCAAAGUUGAAGCCAAAAAGGCACCCAAUGUCGUGAAAGUUGGUGGAGAAAGACGCGGCAAAGUUCCACCUCUCAAACCGGCCAAGCCCAGAACAAUCAGGUCCACCAAAAGAGCCCACGGCAAAGCUCCGGCAGAAGCAUGCCUCGUGCCGAUGGAGGAGGGCACCUGCGCACGCUUCACUUUGCGCUGGUACUUUAACAGCCAUGUCCAGGCAUGCAGGCCCUUCAUCUACAGCGGCUGCGGAGGAAACGACAACCGAUUCGUCCACUUGGAGGAGUGUGAGGAGGUGUGCCUUGGCAAGGCUCAAGGGUCUCCCUUGCUGCAAACAACCCGGUGAUGUUGACCGAGUCCUUCUCUACACAGGAACAUCAGCCUCUCCAUCGAUUUUAAAUCAUUCUCUUUGUCACAUAACAACGAUAAAUAUUUGUUUUUCUUUAUUUAUUAUUAUUUUUUCCACCCCCGACACCAAAACAGUUUUUCUUUGUCCUUCUGAACACAUGCACAAAACCCCAAAAAAUUGGCAAAAGCGUUUAUGAAGACAAUAUUCAUUACAGAAGAUAAGCUUAGCUUUUUUUUUUUUUUUGGUGUGUAUAACUUUGCAAUAACUGUUUCGCAAGUACUGUACGGCAGUAAUUCGCAACCACAGUGCUGCACCACAUUGGACAUUGAUUUGACUGGAUUGGUGCUAUAAUUAUUUGAGUUUGACCAAUAAAAUGUAUCUUUUGCUCAUUGGUCCUGAGCGGUGACAUAUAGUGACAGGCAGAAUGCUCUUCCCCGAGAUGGAAGAAAGUGUAUCCAGCUGUUGCCAUUCAUAUAACAGAAGAACAGCUUUGUGGCCCAGAUUUGCAACCGAGUAAGAACAGUUGUCAAUAAAUGGAGAUGAUUUUCA
This is a messenger RNA of Hippocampus zosterae (dwarf seahorse), 2081 nucleotides long. RefSeq lists its product as uncharacterized. The coding region runs from base 705 to 1529 and encodes 274 amino acids. Gene Ontology annotation, molecular function: serine-type endopeptidase inhibitor activity. The transcript is spliced from 5 exons. NCBI's taxonomy places the organism in Eukaryota, Metazoa, Chordata, Actinopteri, Syngnathiformes, Syngnathidae. The record is from RefSeq and is a predicted model, not a curated record.